CACUCACCUCUAUCUGGACACGGACGCUGCGUGAGGCUGUUAAACCUAACAGAGCCUGUUUACCUUUGAGGACGGAACCAUGGCCAACUCCGGGAUCCAGCUGCUGGGCUUUUUCCUGUCUCUGAUCGGGAUGGUGGGGCUGAUCAUCGGGACCAUCCUGCCUCAGUGGAAGAUGUCUGCGUACAUCGGGGACAACAUCAUCACGGCCGUGGCCAUGUACCAGGGGCUGUGGAUGUCCUGCGCCUUCCAGAGCACCGGGCAGCUGCAGUGCAAGAUCUACGACUCCAUCCUGCAGCUGGACAGUUCGCUCCAGGCAACUCGCGCCUUGAUGAUAGUUGGCAUCAUUGUGUCCGUCGCCGGCCUCGGCGUGGCCUGUAUGGGAAUGAAGUGCACCACCUGUGGAGGAGGCGACAAAGUGCGCAAGUCUCGCGUUGCCAUGACUGGAGGCAUUAUUCUGCUUGUAGGAGGCCUGUGUGCCAUUGUGGCGUGUUCCUGGUUUGCUCACAAUGUCAUCAGAGCUUUCUAUAACCCCUACACUCCAGUCAACACCAAGUUUGAGUUUGGAGCUGCCAUCUUCGUCGCUUGGGGGGGCGCCCUCCUAGAUGUUCUGGGCGGGGCCAUGCUGGCUGCCUCCUGUCCAAGGAAGAAGCAGGUAUCCAAGUACCCUAAUGCGGCCGCCUCUCGCUCCAGUCCUCCGGGCAGCAAUAAGGAAUAUGUCUGAGAUCGCCCUCUGCUGGCCGGGACUACUGGGUAACAAGAAAGAAAGAAAAAAAAACUGAGGAAAAAGUGCCCCCUCCCCAAACGUUGCAGCGUCAAAGGAGCAAAACCGAAGAUGUGAGAGCAGCAGACAGAAAAACGGAGCACAGAAAUGAGAUCUUACUUCACUUUUUUUUUUUGUACAGCCGCGGCUUUAAUGAGCAUUUAAUUGUCAAGCACUGCUCUGAAUUGUUUCAUCAAAGAUGUUUCAUACUGCAGCCACACAUUCCACAGUUGUUUACCAUUGGUCUUCUCGAAUAGAUUAUAAUUGGAUGCCCGUAUUUAAUACACGAGGCCUCCAGGGUGUGACCACUUUGGGUUGCAGCCUAAUAUUAUGGAUUAAAGCCAACCUUUGCGGCAGUGUGUCAGAACAAGCUGUUAUUAGCACAUGUCAUGUAAUUGAAAGUAAUCAGCUGCACCAUGGUGUGCUGGCUGCAACUCUGUCCACGUGAGCAGAAGCAAAUGUUUUAUUAUAUCAAUGUGUACUAAAAUAGACGCGGCGGUGAGCAUGGUGUGACUUCUCACACAGGCCUCAUUGUGAAGAGUGACUAUACCAAACAACACCCAUCGCUCCUCAGAUCCACCUGUUAGACACGCUUAGAUAGAAAGAUUUCUUUUUUUUUUACCCUGAUUGGACUCCUAUUUAUUUUGUUGAGGGUAAGUGUAGAUUUGAAGAAUCUGUAGCCUGAUGGUUGUGUAGGUCAUUCUCUGAGCUGUAACUCGUGUUCUUUGUACUCGUCUGGCUCUUCUACCACGAUAAUGGGAACAUAGAAAAUGUAUGACAAGAGUGUUUUUAACAUGUAUAGUGGAAUAAAAAUAAAACACACUACAGUUGUAUU
Messenger RNA from Fundulus heteroclitus (mummichog), 1595 nucleotides. RefSeq names its product claudin 7a (gene cldn7a). Bases 80 to 721 code for a protein of 213 amino acids. Gene Ontology annotation, molecular function: structural molecule activity. Gene Ontology annotation, cellular component: bicellular tight junction; plasma membrane. Gene Ontology annotation, biological process: bicellular tight junction assembly; cell adhesion. The transcript has 4 exons. The record is from RefSeq and is a predicted model, not a curated record. NCBI's taxonomy places the organism in Eukaryota, Metazoa, Chordata, Actinopteri, Cyprinodontiformes, Fundulidae.